AUGCCACGCAAGAACCUGGAUGCGCCGGCCCGCCCAGCCCCGUCCCUAAAAGCCGGCGGGGAAGGAUUCGCCGCCUUUGCCACCAUCUAUCGAAUGCACGCGCCACAGGUUUAUAACCCGGCCGGAGGCCAGUUCAAAAAGGCGACUGCUGCAAAUCGUUGCGCGAGCGCUGGCUACCGUAAUGCAUGGAAGACACCGAAUGAGAAUGAAGAAGAGAUUGAGAAUCGGAAUGACUUCCUCGAGCAAAAUCACAUGGCUCAGCGCUACAAAUUGGACAUAUAUAUUGUCGAUGCUAAAGAAAUCGGAGCGGUUUUCCAUUCUCCAUGGGUAACCCCAAUUGCCACCAUGAAUGUGAGCGCCUUUGUGCGCGUGCAUGAAAAGCUGAUUCAAGCAGCCACGAGCACUCGCCUGGGCGGACAAACUCACCGAGGAGGACCUCCUGCCGCCCGGUCACUUACUCGGAAGGAGGCCCCCGUCCCUGCACUGCCUCUUGCCUUCGUUCACACGUUACUGCCCCGAACACGCGAGUCAGGGGGAGUGGCGCGUCUGAACGCCCCCGUUCGGCCCGGGCAGCAACCCGCCCCGCUGAACGGCCAAGACGAGUCACGCAAUGCGCAUGCGUCAGACACGCCCGUGUUCCCCGUCCGGCUUGUUUGCCCACUACGUCGCGCAUGCGUAGACCGAACCCCUCCGAUAAAGGCCGCCCCCUCGGCGUGCGCAUGCGUGCUCGUUUUGGGUCGCGGGGAGAGGGAAGCGGCUCCGGGCCGGGCUCCUCCAGAGGUGCAGCGCCGCCUCCCGCCUGCGAGGGGAGCCGCCGUGAUCGGGCAGAAGACGCUAAUGGCCUUUGUUGCUGAGGAGUGCAAGCGUUACACUGUCUACCCACCCCCAAAUCUAGUCUUCACUUGGACCCAGAUGUGCGAUAUCCACAAUGUGAAAGUUGUCAUCUUGGGCCAGGACCUGUAUCAUGGACCCAGCCAAGCACAUGGCCUCUGCUUCAGUGUCCAGAGACCCGUGCCACCUCCACCCAGCCUAGAAAAUAUUUACAAAGAGCUUGAAACAGACAUAGAAGACUUUUCUCAUCCUGGCCAUGGAGACUUGACAGGGUGGGCCGGACAAGGAGUCCUCUUGUUCAAUGCUGUCCUCACUGUCCGAGCACACCAAGCCAACUCUCACAAGGAGAAGGGCUGGGAGCAGUUCACGGAUGCGGUGGUGUCUUGGCUGAACAAAAACCUGGACGGGCUGGUCUUCAUGCUAUGGGGAGCCUAUGCUCAGAAGAAGGGCAGCGCUAUUGACAGAAAACGCCACCAUAUCUUACAGACGGUUCACCCUUCGCCCCUUUCUGUGCACAGGGGUUUCUUCGGCUGCAAGCAUUUCUCAAAAACAAAUGAAUUGCUGCAAAAAUCUGGAAAGAAGCCCAUUGACUGGAAAGCACUUUGAAAGGCUUGUGUCCUUUUGGGAAGGUGCUGCAGUCUAUGACAUUUAAGAGACUCAAUCUUAAGAGCUUGAAGGAGUCCAGAAAUUUUAUUGUUGUGUUUGAGACAAGUUACCUAAACAGUCUUCUUCAGCCCUUUGUUCUGGAUUAGUUCUAUCAACUGGGUGGGAUUAUUCCCAAGAGUCUUUUUGAGGCUUAAAGAAAUUGGUAUAAAGAAUUCACCUUCUAAGUGCAUUUGAGCACAACUUAGAAUUGGCUGUAAGGAGUGAUGUAACGUCUUGUUCUCAGGU
Messenger RNA from Heteronotia binoei (common prickly gecko), 1722 nucleotides. RefSeq lists its product as uncharacterized. Gene Ontology annotation, cellular component: nucleus; mitochondrion. Lineage: Eukaryota; Metazoa; Chordata; Lepidosauria; Squamata; Gekkonidae. The record is from RefSeq and is a predicted model, not a curated record. The transcript is spliced from 9 exons. Gene Ontology annotation, molecular function: uracil DNA N-glycosylase activity. Gene Ontology annotation, biological process: base-excision repair, AP site formation via deaminated base removal; base-excision repair. The coding region runs from base 1 to 1437 and encodes 478 amino acids.